AUGGAUGAGACAAAAAAGGACAUUGAAAAUCUUCCGGAUAAUGAACCAAAAUUCGUAGCCGAUAUACGUGUCGCAGACGACCCCACACUCACUCACAGUCACUACACGCACGACAACGUCGGCACACUCCAGCGACGCCUAAAAUCACGCCAUGUCCAAUUCCUCGCCCUAUCCGGUGCUAUAGGCACCGGCCUCUUCGUCGGGUCAGGGCAAACACUCUCCCUAGGUGGACCUUUGUCGGCGGUGCUCGCCUACCUCAUCACUGGGUUUAAUUUGUAUGGUGUAAUCAACAGUUUGGGCGAAAUGGCGACAUGGCUUCCGUUACCAGGUGCAAUACCCGUAUACGCAGCGCGAUACGUGGAUCCUGCUCUGGGUUUUGCGCUGGGCUGGAAUUAUUGGUAUCAGUUCGCCAUCAACGUGCCGAUAGAGAUCAGUGCGGCGGCGUUGAUUAUUGAUUACUGGCCGAAUAAUGUGCCUACGGUCGUCUGGAUCACGAUUUUGUUAGUCGUUAUGGUCGCGAUAAACCUGUUUCCCGUGCGGUACUAUGGUGAAAUCGAGUUCGGGUUCGGCGCAAUCAAGCUGACUACCAUUUGCGGACUAAUUCUGCUUAUGCUCAUCAUUACUCUCGGCGGCGCACCGAAUCAUGAUCGUAUUGGAUUUCGGUACUGGAAGAAUCCUGGUCCAAUGCUGGAAUACCUGGAGCCAGGUACCCUGGGACGCUUUCUUGCCUUCUUCAAAGUCUUUAUCAGCGCUACAUUCGCAUACGGCGGAAGCGAGAUGGUAGUCGUCGCAGCUGGUGAGGCUGAGAAUCCACGACGAAACAUCCCAAAAGCAGUUCGCAGAGUCUUUUGGCGUAUCGCCGUCUUUUAUGUAUUGAGCGUCCUCUUGGCUGGCAUGUGCGUCUCAGCCACGGAUAGCCGCCUGCUGAACGCCAUCAACCAAAGCGCCCCCGGCGUCGGCGCCAGUCCCUUUGUCAUCGCAAUGCAAAACGGAGGUAUCAAAGUGCUUCCAUCAAUCAUCAAUGCGGUUGUAUUAACGUCGGCCUUUUCGGCUGGUAACUCUGUCUUUUACGCGUCGACUCGGGUAUUGUACGCUACUGCCCUCGACGGGAAAGCACCUGGGUUCCUGAAAUACGAGAAAUUCGGCGUCCCCUAUGCCUGUGUAGGCGUUACAACAUUGUUGAGUCUACUCGUCUAUUUGAAUGUUAACUCGAGUGCAUCCGACGUAUUCUUCUGGAUCAGCAAUCUUAGCUCUGUCUGCACGCUGCUUGUAUGGACAUCCGUUUCCAUAAUCUACCUCCGCUUCCACAAGGGGAUGCAACACCAAGCCAUCGCACGAUCUUCACUUCCCUUCCAAGCCCCCUUCCAACCGUAUCUUGCGUGGUUUUCAUGUCUGUUUUCUGCGACAGUGGCGUUCUUUAAUGGCUUUGACUCUUUCUUUCCCGGAAAGUUUAGUGCAAAGUCAUUUAUUCCCCCGUAUAUAAAUAUACCCAUCUUUGCGGCGUUAUUUUUGGGAUACAAGCUCUCUAACAGGACGAGAUUCGUCAAAUUGGAUGAAAUGGAUUUCUUCUCUGGAAAGGAGGAAGCGGAUCGUUUGGAGGGUACUUGGGAGAAAGUGAAACCAAGAAAUGUUUUUCAAAGGCUGUGGUAUUGGAUUGCUUAA
Molecule: messenger RNA, 1662 nt
Organism: Talaromyces marneffei
Lineage: Eukaryota; Fungi; Ascomycota; Eurotiomycetes; Eurotiales; Trichocomaceae
Exons: 2
Coding region: 1-1662 (553 amino acids)
Biological process (GO): amino acid transmembrane transport
Cellular component (GO): membrane
Molecular function (GO): amino acid transmembrane transporter activity
Source: RefSeq, a predicted model, not a curated record